UUUGCAACUUGCCUCAUUGUUGGUAUUUUGUGCUGGGGGCGAAAUGCCUCUUAUGUACAGAAAGUGGCGCACUUCCGUCUGUGAUCUGCUACACUGAUGUUCGUAUCGAAGAACGCCAACGAAGUAGUCAAAACUUGUCGCCAGUCCGUUUUGCUGCACGAAUAGCAACUGCUGCGGUCUUGUCUUUCUUCCUAAGGUGCAAACAAUUGGGCGACCUGAGGCCUGGAUGGAACCACGCUGCACCAAUAUCGUACAGCGUCUUGCCGCUCACUUGAAUUGUGGCGAUAAAUGGUAUUCUAUUUUUUUAUAGCAGAAAUGAAAUGUAUAGCUCGGCAGUGAUCUGGAGCUUCACUAGCUCGUUCAUGGCGGAGACAUGCUUAUUUGAGUACGUGUUGUGUAUUUACAACGGCAAAACGCACGACGAGCAUUUUGUCACAUCCUCGAAUAUGGUUGAUUUAAUCGUUCUCAUGAUUCUUCUAACACGAGCUCGUUAUAUGCUGCCAUUGAUGCCAAACUGGGUGCGCUACAAAACCUACACUUACAAUUCUUUAUUAAACUAAAUUUGAUGAACUAAAAUAAAAUCGUACAAACUAUCAGAAAAACAAGUCAAAAGCAUUGAUAAAAAAGAACAUUUAUAUUCAUGCUCUUCUCUUCUACAUUACGCUCCAUUUUAUAGACUAAUCCCUUUCUGUCGGAUUCGCACCGCGCCAUUUUCGCGCGUCCAAGCACUCGCAAACAAUGCCCCUCAAUUGAAGCCGGCGUCAUGCUGGAAUGUCUUGUCCACGAAGCAACACAUAUUUAACUCUCAAUAAGCCCAUUUUACCACUCCCGUCGUCUCAUCACCAUUUUUAUUUUUGCAUUCCGACGUGAGCUUUAAAAUUGUGCCCAUUUUUUAUUCCAGUUACCGGUGGGGUAAACCUGCUGUCGGUUCCCCACCUC
This is a messenger RNA of Plasmopara halstedii, 939 nucleotides long. RefSeq lists its product as uncharacterized. The transcript has a single exon. NCBI's taxonomy places the organism in Eukaryota, Oomycota, Peronosporomycetes, Peronosporales, Peronosporaceae. The record is from RefSeq and is a predicted model, not a curated record. The coding region runs from base 321 to 560 and encodes 79 amino acids.